Molecule: messenger RNA, 3877 nt
Organism: Trichoplusia ni (cabbage looper)
Lineage: Eukaryota; Metazoa; Arthropoda; Insecta; Lepidoptera; Noctuidae
Gene: mtm
Product: myotubularin-related protein 2
Exons: 12
Coding region: 105-1979 (624 amino acids)
Biological process (GO): dephosphorylation
Molecular function (GO): phosphatidylinositol-3,5-bisphosphate 3-phosphatase activity
Source: RefSeq, a predicted model, not a curated record
ACGGACUGUCAUUAUUUUGAUAAUUUCUAGGAUAGAAAAGAUAACACAUUAAAAUUUUGAAUAACUUGAUUUUUGUUAAACCCUGAAAUCAUUAUUGAUUGACAAUGGAUAAACACAACAGUUCCGAGCUACUGAAUUCAGAUUUUUCAUUAUCAAAAAAUGCCAGUUCCGAUUCAUUGGACUCAGAUUCUAAAUCGAGUUCAUUGAAUUCUAAACACGGACAAGACUCCCCUCAUGUACUGGGGGACAUUCACUUACUUGAUGGGGAGAAGGUGAUGAGUGUGGCUCGUGAUGUCACUUACUUGUGCCCCUACAGUGGUCCAUCACGUGGGGUGCUCAAAGUCACAAACUAUCAGCUGCAUUUCAGACCAACAGACACUGCAGCAUUACAGAGCACUCUCAGUGUUCCUCUUGGUGUUGUAUCUCGCAUUGAGAAAGUUGGUGGUGCUUCAUCUAAAGGCGAAAACUCAUAUGGCAUUGAAAUAUUUUGCAAGGACAUGAGAAACUUAAGAUUUGCUCACAAGCAAGAGAAUCAUUCUCGACGAGGGAUAUUCGAGAAACUACAACAGUUAGCAUUUCCUCUAUCUCAUAGAUUGCCAAUGUUUGCAUUCAGUUAUCUAGAAACUUUCCCUGAAGAUGGAUGGCUUGUUUACGAGCCUAUUGCUGAGCUGAGGAGAAUGGGUGUGAACAAUGACAUGUGGCGGAUUACACGCAUCAACGACAAGUAUGAGGUCUGUGAUAGCUAUCCGUCAGUCUGGGCCGUACCCGCUGCAGCCAAUGAUGACCUACUGCGAGCCGUCGCCACGUUCAGGUCCAGAGGGAGGAUACCAGUACUAGCGUGGAUACAUCCUAGCUCACAAGCCACUAUAACUAGAUGUAGCCAGCCUUUAGUUGGGGUAAGCGGUAAGCGCAGUCGCGAGGAUGAGCGGUACAUUCAGCUUAUAAUGGAUGCUAAUGCACAAGCCCAUAAGCUGUUCAUUAUGGAUGCGCGGCCAACUGCCAAUGCCGUUGCUAAUAAAGCAAAAGGUGGAGGGUAUGAGUCAGAAGACGCGUAUCAGAAUGCCGACCUUGUGUUCUUAGAUAUACACAACAUACACGUCAUGAGAGAGAGUCUCAGAAAACUCAAGGAGUUGUGCUUCCCCCAAAUUGAUCAGAGCCGGUGGUUCAGUGGAAUAGAGGCAACUUGUUGGCUGAAACAUAUAAAAUGUAUAUUGGCUGGUGCUGUCCGAAUUGUUGACAAGGUUGAAAAUCACAAAACAUCAGUGUUAGUCCACUGCUCAGACGGUUGGGACCGUACGGCUCAACUCACAGCAUUGGCCAUGCUGAUGCUGGAUCCCUACUACAGAACUCUGAGAGGAUUCGAAGUACUUAUCGAGAAGGAAUGGCUUGCCUUCGGACACAAGUUUCAAUUGCGUAUCGGCCACGGCGACGAGCGUCACUCAGACGCGGACCGCUCUCCUGUGUUCGUACAGUGGGUGGACUGCGUGUGGCAGCUGCAGCAGCAGUUUCCCACCGCCUUCGAGUUCACAGAGAGACUGCUCAUCACUAUAGUGGACCACCUGUACUCAUGCCGCUUUGGAACAUUCCUGUUUAAUACGGAGAGGGAACGGGCGAAGGAAGAAGUGAAAACCAAGACGGUAUCCCUGUGGUCGUACAUCAACAGCCGGCAGGAGCUGUACCUGAACCCGCUGUACUGGGGCCCGGCGGCGGGCGGCGGCCCCGCCUCGCCCGCCGCGCGCCCGCAGCUCGUGCUCGUGCCCGUGGCCUCGCUGCGGGUCAUCAAGCUGUGGAAGGCCUUGUACUGUAGGUGGAACCCCACCAUGAGGCAACAGGACCCCAUCUACCAGCGCACCCGCGAGCUGGUGGCGCUGCGCGCGCAGCUGGAGGCGGCGGCGGCGGCGGCGGCGGGCGACCACGCGGCGCGCCAGCACCGCCUCGGCCUCACGCCGCCGCCCGCGCCCAGCCCGCACCAUGUCUGAUACCUGCCGCACUGGACGCACGACAUGUAUGUCUGAACUAGACAACCUCGCGAGGACAAGGAGAUCAUCAAACAUGGUUACGAGAACUGUUUAAAGUUCUGAAAUAACUGCACAAAACAACGUCAAAUAACAGGAAAUGUAAAUUUGAAAUGUCAUCUGCUUUCAUUAGGCUACGAAUAUUAGAAAGUUUUGAACGACAAUAUACAAUUAAAUGACCAGAUUUUCAGAUCAUAACAGCUGUCUAAGCAUUCUUGCUCUGCAGACAACUAGGCAACAAACUCUCCAGGGUGAGAUUAAAAGCAACUAUGUUUGACCAUCUCAGGGUCCUUAAGAUGAAGUUACAAGGACACUCGUCCUUUGGUCCAGCUAUAUGUUUAAGCGUCCAGUCUAAACGAGUACUGUAAAAUAACCGAGAUCGUAUUCUAACGCAUGUGCAUUUGUAGGUCUAUAUGUUUCACGUGUUAAAGCUCAUGUACUCAGCACAACUUACACGUACAGCAUUUGCGUAAGGAACGAAAGUUGUUAGAUUUGUAAUUAUGGCAUAAUGUUUAAUGUAACAAGUAAUGAAUAUAUCUUCAUUACCAAAACGAUCAGGCAUUGAUAUUUAGGAAUUUUAAUAUUAUUUUCUCAACAAAACAUACAACUGACUUAAAAUGAAAUCAGAUCAAAUGGAUUCAAUUUUUAUGGGAUCAACUGACAGCAAUUUCGCUUAAAAUAUAAAAGUAUCAACAUCAUCGGCUCAUCCAGACUAAGGUCGAAUUGAGAUUAUUCAAAACCUUCUCCUAUUUGAAGUCAGUUGACAGUUGAACUUUUUUUACUUGAAAAGGACUAGUGUCCAGAAUUGGUAUUUGUAUGUUGGUUUGGCUGUAUAUGCAUACCCGAGGCUAUCAUGAUUAAUUAAAACAAUAUAUUUAUGAGCAAUCCUAGCCUUAAUGAUUGUUACAGAAGCCUCUGUUUAAAGUGUAUAGACGUGUAAAUGAAACAUUAACAUUCAAUAGUAUAUCGGUCUAGAGAUCGUUUAUUUUUACUUUCAAUGCAAAUAAUUAAUCAUCAUCGUAGUAAUAGCUAGAAAAACGCUAUUUUCUCACUGAGAUAUAAGAAAGAUUCUUCUUAAACUUACUCUCAGAUAAAAAGUAAAUCAUCAGUGCAUUUAUUAAAAUUUCAUUUAUUCAAUUCAAUGAUCCAACACUGACUUAAUCAUGACGUAAGAGAGGAUAUUAACUCUUUAAGGAGUCUGCCCACUACACAGAAGUAUGCGACCAUGCCCACUAGCCUGUGCCGUUACCGACCAGCAUCGUCGCCUUUUUAAUAUAGAGAAUAUUUUUUGCCGGACACCUUCAUAGGUAUGGAACGGUGUAGUGAGCAGUCGCCUUUAUUCUUAAUUCUUUUUAUAUUUUAUUGUUAACUCGAAUGCGUUUAUUGUUCAGUAUCGCUAAAAGUAUUUUUACUGACACACAUUGGUCCGACGUUAGGUACAUAUUUUCAAAAUUAACAAGUAUUUUAUUAAGAAGAAUAAGGACCAAGAAUAGGUAUUAUAUUAUUUUUAAGUAAUCGGAUACACACUUAUUAGUUUUAAUGCCAGAGUAAUGCCAAAGCCUUAACACCUUUCUAUUUAAAACUUAUAUUAUUUAUUUAUUAAUCGACGCACUAUUUAGUUUCAUGACCAGUUUAUGACUUAUGCACACGGCGUAUUUUAGACGAACUGAGAUAAACGAUGCUAAGACACGAUUGAUAACCUUGGGUGUUUUAUCCCUAAUACUAGAAAAUACGUGUGCAUAUCCUCAAAACACUUGAUAAGGUGAAUUCCUUUUCACUCCCUUCACUUGGAUAACCCCUGUUUAUUUUAUAAUGACCUCAUUAACGCUGCGAAAAUACUUUCUCAGUUCUGACAUUAAAGU